AUGGCGUCAGAAUCUACGCAGAGGCCGUUCCGAGUCGUUAUUGCUGGAGGAGGAAUAGCUGGCCUGACGCUGGCUAACGUCCUCCAACAUGUGAAUAUCGAUUAUGUACUGCUUGAAGCAAGACCGCAGUUUGUAUCACAAGCUGGAGCGGCAAUUGCAAUAAUGCCCAAUGGUGCUCGCAUCCUUGACCAGUUGGGCAUGUGGGACGACAUCUUGGAAUUUACUGGACCGGUUUUGCGAGCAAAUUUCCUCAAAGCUGACGGCUCGUUCAUAGUCGAGGAUGAUGAUGUGAUGGAGCUCAGUGCGGUAAGACAUGGCUACGGUAUCGUAUUUCACGAACGCCAGAACCUUCUCAAAACUCUCUGGAAUCAUGUCUGGGACAAGGAAAAGUUGCGACUGAAUAGUUGCAUAACCACUGUCGAUCAUCGAGAUGACGGCAUCAUGGUCCAUUGCAAAGAUGGUAGCACUUAUGAGGGAGACAUUAUAGUUGGAGCAGAUGGCGUGCGUAGUAUCGUCAAGGAAGAGAUGUGGAGGGCAGCAGAACAGGCUCAGCCCGGAUUCAUAUCUGAAAAGGAAAAGCAAGGUUUAACUGCAGAAUACGUUUGCCUAUUUGGAAUUUCUAAGACUGUUGAAGGCCUAGAGGAUCCGAGCAAAUACUAUUGUACCUUCGAUGAGGACCGGACAAUUAUUACGAUGGUGGGCAAGGAUAAGCGCGUCUAUUUCUCUGUGGCCGAAAAGCUCGAUAGGGUGUACCAGCACCAUGAAGUUCCACGGUACACGAGUCAAGAUGUAGAACCGUAUGCUCGGAAACACGGCGAUUUACUCAUUCUCAAGGAUUUACCAUUUUCCAAAUUGUGGGAGAACCACGUGAUGGCCACGUUAACGCCGUUGGAGGAAGGGUUGUACGAGCAUUGGACAUGGGGCAGAUUUGUCUGCAUUGGCGACAGCAUUCACAAGACAACACAUGAUCAAGGGUCAGGGGGAAAUUAUAGCAUCGAAGGCGCUGUAGCACUUGCAAACGUGCUGGAGAAACUCCUACGCGAAAAUAACAAUGGCGGAAAAAGCGACGCACGCACAAAAGCCGGUUGCUUGCCAUCUCUUGCGCAAAUUUCAGCUGCACUCCUUGAGUAUCAAGAGGUCCACCAAGCCCGAGCCGAUUAUGUUUGCCAGGAAUCUGGCAAGCUGACCAGACUUCAUAGUCUGAGGAGCCCCAGCGACAAAUUCGUUGCUUAUUAUCUCGGACCGCGCCUGGGCGAUUUGCUAAUGGAUAGGUUAUCUGAGACGUAUAUUGGAGCUCAAAGGAUCAACUUUCUCCCUGUCCCGGAAAUUUCGCUGCAGGCGACGAUGCCGUUUAAUCCCACAAUGGGAUUUGGCAAGUCAGAGUCUCGCCGAAGAAGAGCUUUCUUUGCAUUGCCGCUGCUCGUCCUAGCCGUGCUAGCUUACGGGAGAAGAUGUUCCAGCGGGAGCGUUCUAGCAGUGCGUGCCGAUUCUGCUUCCAAGCUUGGUGACGUGAUUCAAAGCUUUAAUUUUGCUGCCGAAUAUGCUGUCAUCUAUACGGUGUUUCUCAUCGAAAGCGCGCGUCGUUCGAAUGCACUAACGCUUGCUCAAAGCCCAUUGUUCUUCGCUCUCGCAGCACGGCUUGCGGGCUCGGGCACCGUCAUUGCGCUCUAUUUCUUUUUAUUUUACGUGUUCAACUGUCCUAUUGAAAAGUUUGCUUCUCUGGACAGCCGCUACACAAACCUCACAUAUACACGGACCGUCCUCUUUAGCAUACUUUUCUUCUACUCACUCCCAUACGCCCUGUCGGUUUGGGCUUCUCAUGCGUCAAAUGUUGCCGACAGCGUCACGAUCCUCUUGUCACGCAUCUGGUCACUACAUGCUUUUAUCAUUGCCAUGUUCCAGUUAGUCUGUGCCAAAACGGGCUUGGUACAAGACACGUCUAAUCACGACAAACUCCAUGCGCCAACCCGAGAUUUGCCCGUCUUGCGCCGAACAAUUGGCGCCGUUUCUGCGAUUUCGUGCCUCUUGUAUCUCACGGGUAUUUACACUCUGUUUGCUCACGGAACGAGCUUCCAGAAUAUUGGCGUUCUUCUGUUUGGCCCGGCGGCGCAGUACGAGCGUGCAAUUUGUUUGGUAUCCGUCUUCUUCUGGUUCGGAUUAGUAGCACGCGAUCUGUAUGUCGCUGGAAUGUUGGACGACGUUUUAGUUCCAAGCUGGCUGGACCGGGCGUGGAUAUUACUAUCUCGUUUGACAAAUGCAAACACUGCAUUGUUACGUGGGCCGGAGAAGCUGAAGCGCCAAAGGCUGCGGAUUGCUCGGGAGGAGGUAAGACUGUUCAUUGUCCCGCUGGUCAUGGUCGGUUUAUUGGUCCUUGCGGCAAUCGUUAGUCCCGGCGCAGCGAUUGGUCUGGCGUGGUUAUAUAGAGAGGAAGUCCUGGCGACGAGGAGACAUGCGUCUGCGGUGACGAGGGAGAGGCUGGAGAAUUUGGAAAGCUUGGAGAAGAAAUGUGUGGAUUAGUGUCCGGUGAGAGUAGAAUUUAUAUGAACUUUUCUUUCCUUUCUUUUCUUUUCUUUUCUUUUUUUUUUUUU
Messenger RNA from Xylona heveae TC161, 2588 nucleotides. Its product is annotated as FAD/NAD(P)-binding domain-containing protein. The record is from RefSeq and is a predicted model, not a curated record. The transcript has 4 exons. Gene Ontology annotation, molecular function: FAD binding. Bases 1 to 2517 code for a protein of 838 amino acids. Lineage: Eukaryota; Fungi; Ascomycota; Xylonomycetes; Xylonales; Xylonaceae.